GACACUUCCGCCCGCGUGAGUCCUUCCGGGGCGGAAGUCACUAUGGCGGCGGCCUUGGCUCGGCUCGGGCUCCGGUCUGUCAAGCAGGUUCGCGUUCAGUUCUGCCCCUUCGAGAAGAACGUAGAGGCGACGAGGACCUUCCUCCAGGCGGUGAGCAGUGAGAAGGUGCGCUCCACCAACCUCAACUGCUCGGUGAUUGCGGACGUGCGGCACGACGGCUCCGAGCCCUGCGUGGAAGUGCUGUUCGGAGACGGGCAUCGCCUGGUGAUGCGCGCCGCUCACCUCACCGCCCGGGAAAUGCUCACUGCCUUUGCCUCCCACAUCCAGGCCAGAGGCGCGGCGGGUAGCGGGGACAAGCCAGGCGCUGGGACCGGGCGCUGACAGCGCGGGAGAGACCAACAGGCAGAUUUUAGCCUGGGACUACUAGGACACUUAUCUAAGAAGAGCUUGAUUUAAUCACUCAAAUCACUACCUGGAGAGCCACGGAGCGCCAAAAAAAAAGAGCCUUGUGACUACAAGUCCAACCAAAGUGUCUGAGACAAGACAAGAUAGGGAAGGGGUCGGGAUAAACUUGAAUUUAUUUCACUUUCUUAUCAUCACUCAACCCCUUUUGAAUUUGGCUUCUCCCACCAUUCACUCAAGGAACCUCUUACACUUACUAGCCAAGUCCAGUACUGUUUUCUCAGUCCUCAUCUUUUCAUCUCAGUAGCCUCUGCCGCUCUCGAUUCACUCCCUUGUGGAACUUCUCUUCCUCUUGGGUCCUUUUUUUCUUAACCAUAAGGAUGUACUACUCUCAUCCUUCUUUUUCUUCUCUCUUUAUUUUUGGGGCAUCUCAUCUUCUAUCAUAACUUGAGCUACCCUCUCCGGUUAAACCCUGCAUUUCUGUUUGGCUUUAAUCUCAACUUCUGUGCUAUAGUCAGGUUACUUACUACCAAUAUCCUCCAAAUCCCACCAACAUUCUUUGUCCGAAAAAGAACUGAUAAUCUCACAUAUACAUAUACUAGCCUCUCCCCAGGACUUCCCCAUUCCUUUUAAAGGCAUUUCAUCUGCUCAGCCCCCUGGGCUGGAAACUGCAGCAUUAUCUCUGGUUCUGCCCUCUCCCUUUCCCUGCAUAUCUAGUCAGUAAGUUCAGAAUACUCUGUCUUAAACAAAAGCUCCUGAAAUGGUCUGUCCAUUCCCAGUCACUCUCCUGUGUCAUUGUUGCAUUCUUCCACCCAGUAUCCUUUUUUCUAAUUUUUGCUGCUGCUCUAUUUUAUCUUUCCAAAGCACAUCACUGGUUUUAUGUCUUACUACUACUACUACUUGUUUCAGAGAACAGUGCCUAAAGUGUUUUUCAUACUAGGUUACCACUCAUUAGUGUGGAUCAUGAAAUCAAUUUAGGGGGUUAAAUCAACCUUUAAAAAACAAAAUAGAAUAAAAAGUAU
Messenger RNA from Ceratotherium simum simum (southern white rhinoceros), 1424 nucleotides. RefSeq names its product mitochondrial ribosomal protein L53 (gene MRPL53). Gene Ontology annotation, cellular component: mitochondrial large ribosomal subunit. NCBI's taxonomy places the organism in Eukaryota, Metazoa, Chordata, Mammalia, Perissodactyla, Rhinocerotidae. The record is from RefSeq and is a predicted model, not a curated record.